UAUUAGAACUUGAACAGAGGACUUAAUGGUAUGUCCUUGUUCAAACCCAGAGAAGCUCCUAUAGCCACAAAAGCCUUAUCAUCAACUGGCGCUGCAGAAGACAACUUGCUCUGUUUAUAACAGAUGUACCCUAUUGAGUUUUGACAAAACUCAUGUAUAAAGUAUCUCCUUUGAACCAAGCUAGUUUACACGUAAGGGAAAACAAAGUAUUGUCUUAUGUUAUGUUAAUUGUCAAAGUUAUGCAUGGGAAAAUGUGAAAAAGCAUCUGUUGUAUCUAUUUGAAUGGAGGAGGUAGCAUAUAGGAGUAUAUAUAUAUUUUUUCUGAAGUGCUGGUAACUUAGUAGUGUAGUGGUGAUUGUUGAAAGAUCAAAUUUUGAAAUUAUUUGUUUUGCAAUAGAAGAAAGGUGAUUAUGUCAAAUUCUAGUAGCAUAUGCAGAAAUAAACGAUGGUCUCUUUCUGGCAUGACUGCUCUUGUUACUGGGGGCACUAAAGGAAUCGGAUACGCAGUUGUAGAAGAACUAGCUGGAUUAGGGGCAAGGGUUCAUACAUGUGCUAGGAACGAGUCUGAACUCGAUGCUUGCAAACGCAAUUGGGAGUCGAAAGGCUUUCAAGUCAGUUGUUCCGUUUGUGAUGUAACAUCUCAAGCCCAGAGAGAAAAACUGAUGGAAAUUGUCUCCUCCAAAUUCACUGGCAAGCUUAAUGUCCUGGUGAACAAUGUUGGAACAUACAUAAAGAAGCCAACAACAGAGUACACAGGUGAAGAUUAUGCAAGUGUAAUUGGAACCAACCUUGAAUCAACUUACAAUUUAUGCCAACUUGGCCACCCUCUUCUCAAAGCAUCUGGUUUUGGCAGCAUCAUCUUCAUGUCUUCUGUUGCUGGUGUUGUGGCUGUUGAUGUCGGAUCACUUUACGGUGUAACAAAGGGAGCAAUUAACCAACUAGCAAAGAACUUGGCAUGUGAGUGGGCAAAGGAUAACAUUAGGACCAAUUCUGUUGCACCUUGGUACAUCCGUACACCUCUUACUCAAGUGACCCUUGGUAACAAAGAGUAUUUGGAAGGAGUGGAAGGAAGAACCCCUCUUGGAAGGACAGGGGAGGUGGAAGAAGUGUCUGCGUUGGUGGCGUUUCUAUGCAUGCCUGCUGCCUCGUACAUUACUGGUCAGACUAUUUGUGUCGAUGGAGGUUUCACUGUCAAUGGCUUCAACCCCAACAUUUUGUGAGACAACUAGCUUGAAUUCCGGCCUGGAUUUCAAGUAGAGGCUUAUCAGUUGCUUCUACCCCUUUUCAAACAAGUUUUAAUCAUAAUCUCUGGAUCCAAAUCUAAUUGUCACAUAAUCCCAACUCCUAUAAUUGAUUUGGUUUUGACAAUUACUCCUUGUAGUCAAUGAAUUUUUUUAUUUUUUUUAAAAAAAACGAAUUAUGAUUGUUUUGACA
Molecule: messenger RNA, 1434 nt
Organism: Spinacia oleracea (spinach)
Lineage: Eukaryota; Viridiplantae; Streptophyta; Magnoliopsida; Caryophyllales; Amaranthaceae
Product: tropinone reductase homolog At5g06060-like
Exons: 5
Coding region: 411-1220 (269 amino acids)
Molecular function (GO): oxidoreductase activity
Source: RefSeq, a predicted model, not a curated record